Messenger RNA from Oncorhynchus masou masou (cherry salmon), 3359 nucleotides. RefSeq names its product netrin-G2-like. Gene Ontology annotation, biological process: tissue development; substrate adhesion-dependent cell spreading; animal organ morphogenesis. Lineage: Eukaryota; Metazoa; Chordata; Actinopteri; Salmoniformes; Salmonidae. Bases 1020 to 2621 code for a protein of 533 amino acids. The record is from RefSeq and is a predicted model, not a curated record. Gene Ontology annotation, cellular component: basement membrane. The transcript is spliced from 8 exons.
CAAACACGUAGUUUGCAGAUCAGAUUCUGAUAGCCAAAUAUGGAGACGAAAAGAGCGCAGGAGAACAAGAGCAGUAGGGAUUUUUGAAAUGAGAUAGUGUGUUAAUGCAUGGGGAAAGUGAGGUCGAGAGAGAGAGAGAGAGAAAUUAAGCUAUUUCCUUCUGCCCUUGAGCGCGUAGGACAAAACUGAUAUCGUAAAAAGUAGGGGAACAUGAACAGACGCAAUGCCAUUCCUGAAAAAGUAUUGAAAUAUGAUAUAUUUAGAAGUAAUCUAUUGCGCGUACGGGAUGUAGUCGGUAUCAUCAUAACAACGCACUGCUUUCCUCAAAAGUAUCAAACAGAAGAGAAACAAACAGAAGGGGAGAGCAUCUCAUCUAAUCCUCUUACUGAAGGGAAUACAGUUAAAUACAGUGACGUUAAGCUUCUUUUUAACGACGAACCAAGGUGCAACGGCAGGCUUCAGAAUGCUGACAACACUUUUGCAAAGGGAUGCACCCAUGGCAGAAUAUGAACAUGCCUUCCUUCUCGGAGCAAUUUCCAAAAAUGGAGCAUGUAAACCCAUCAUUUGAAUGACAUUAAACUCAACAAAAUCUCAUCAAGAGGGAGCUUCUGAGUGGACCGCGGGAAUAUUCUAAAUGGUAUAGGCUACUCAUGGACAUGCGACUGCUUUUACUGUGACUUGCCUGGAGUGCCAAAGGUGUUUGAUCUGAGCAAGAUUUGCAUGUCACCAAUAUCAAACACAACAGGCUCCUUUUAAAGUGCAACUAACUAUACUUUAAAGGAAUGCUUUCAUUGAUGUAAUUUCAACGUAGGACAACACAUAUUUCGAAACUGAAGUACAUGUAGCUUAUUUGGGAAGGCAUAGGCCUAGAUUUGUAUAGGCAUCCAGCAGAGUUAAGUUGUAUCCUACAAGCGGCAGGUGUCUCAACAUGAAAACAAAACGGAUUCGAAGCUGAUCCUCUCUGUGUGUGGACCGACGGUGGCACAUCUUUCCUCCCUCCGGACACUCGGUCUUGGACGAUGGAUGUGGUCUCUACGAGUGCCAUGCUCUCACAGGUGGUCUUUCUUCUGCACUUUGUGACUUUGACACUUGGCCAGUAUGACAUAUGCAAAAGUCUGGUUAGUAUGGAUAAUGGACAGACAUGGGAGUUUUACGCAUGCCAGCCCAAACCCACGGCUAUGAAGGAGUUCAUGCAAAUUACGGUGGAUCCCCUUGGCAUCACUUGCGGAAAUCCCCCGGAGAGGUUCUGUACUCUGGAGAACCCGUACCUGUGUAGUGACGAAUGUGACGCCUCCAACCCGGACCUGGCUCACCCUCCCCAGCUGAUGCAGGACCGUGAGAGCAGUGGCCUCAUCACCUACUGGCAGACGGUGACGUGGAGCCGCUACCCAGAGCCCCUGCUGGCCAACAUCUCCCUGGCCUGGAACAAGAGCUUGGAGCUGACCGAUGACAUCCAGGUCACUUUCGAGUAUGGCCGCCCCACCAUCAUGGUGCUGGACAAGUCCCUGGACAAAGGGCGCACCUGGCAGCCCUACCAGUUUUACGCAGACGACUGCAUGGACGCCUUCGACAUGCCCGCCAAGCGGGUGCAGGACCUGUCGGCAACAAACGUGACUCGGGUCAUCUGUACCGAGCAGUACUCUCGCUGGGUGGGCUCCAAGAACGAGAAGGUGCUGCGCUUCGAGGUGAUGGCGCGCUUUGCUAUUUUCGCAGGGCCCAAGCUGCUCAAUAUGGACAGCCUGUACACACGCAUGGAGAGUAUGAAGGGCCUGAGGGACUUCUUCACCUUCACCAACCUAAGACUGAGGCUGCUGAAGCCGGCCUUGGGGGGAACCUACGUCCAGAGAGACAACCUCCUCAAAUACUUCUACGCCAUCUCCAACAUAGAUGUACCAGCCAGGUGUAAGUGUAACCUCCAUGCUGGCCAGUGCACCUUUCGGGAGGGCAGCCUGCAGUGUGACUGUGAGCACAAUACGACGGGCCAGGACUGCACUCGCUGUGAGAGGGGCUUCAAAGCCAAGUCAUGGAAACCUGGAUCCUACCUACCCACCCCCAACGGAUCCCCCAAUACCUGUGAGGCUGCUGGGACUCUUGGCAACUGUGAGUGCUAUGGCCACUCGAACCGCUGCAGUUAUAUUGACUUUAUCAACAUCGUGACUUGUGUCAGCUGCAAACACAACACUAGGGGGCAGAACUGUCAGCACUGUCGACUGGGAUACUUCCGGAAUAUCUCUGCCGAGCUGGACGAUGACAACGUUUGUAUAGAGUGUAACUGUAACCAGCUGGGGUCCUUCCACGCCCGCUGCAACGAGACAGGGUACUGCCAGUGUAGGGAUGGCUCCACUGGGACAAAGUGCGAGGACUGCCUGCCUGGAUACAGCUGGAGACAAGGCUGCUCCCCCAACGUCUGCGACGACGACAUGCUGCUGUGCCAGAAUGGAGGCACCUGCUUCCAGAACCAGAAGUGUCUGUGUCUGCCAGAGUACAAGGGCCUGCUGUGUGAGCAGCUGCUCUGUGAGGGAGAGAGGGGCUGCAGCGGUGCCUCUGCCUCCUACCUCAGCCUAGUUGCCAUGCUGAGUUUCCUUCUAGCCAACGCCCUGCUUAAACAAGUCACUGCUUAAUGAGCUACACCCGGGACAGCUGGAGUACACCUGGCUACAUUUUUGGGAUCCGCCAUUCGCAGUGCUUAGCUCAGUCUAACUGUGCUGUUGCAUUCUGGGAGAGUGUUUGAGGGCUCCAGCCCCCUGUCACCUUCGCCACGAUGAGACAAAGAGAGUUCCUCUCUCUCUAUGAAUGCCAGUGCUGAAAGAACUUAUACCAAAAAAACAAAAUCACUAUCUUAGAAAAGUUUAGAGCGAAUUGUAUUGUCGUACAUCUAAGUUUGUUCUCACUGAAAUACUGCACUUAGCCAACUUGCUUUCUGAACAGAGAUGGCUGUAAUCACUGCUGAGGCCUACUAAUGCCAAGUUUAUCUUACUCUCAAAUUCACGUUUCCUUACUUUGCUGCAUAGUUUAUUUGUUUCCUGGAACAAUCAUUGAACUGAAAAGUGGAGAAAAAGUAAACAUUUUUUUGUGUAUUUUUACCAGAGUUGAUGUUUCAGUAGCUUGUGGUGGAGAAUCAAUUGUCGCAUGGAAAUCAUGAAGCGCAGAGAGAGAGAGUAUAUCCUAUCCAAAUCAAACAAAUCUAUGUAUGAAUAUUUUUUUGUAGAAAUUGUUAUUUUUGUUCCAAGUAAACGUUAUCAUUCUGAAGAAAAUGACCCAUGAUGAGCUUUUUAUUAUUCUAAAUAUUCCUGAGAAUGUGACUGUUAGAUGAUGUUCCUGAUGCCAUUGCAGGAAUAAAGCCUGAAGGUCUGAAAGUU